AUGAACCUUGCAAGCCUUGAUGACGAGCUCUGGCUGAGCGAUCUGACCGAAGAUGAGGAGGGCGGGUCAACAGACCCACGGUCCUUUUCCCUGGAGUUGACAUACCAAGGACCUGCUGGGGGACAGCUACAGAGAGCCGUGGUGUCCAACUUUGAAAUGGGGCGACGAUCCAAGUCUGCCUACCAGGUCAGCUGUGAGGCAAAGGCUAUGAUCCAUGGCCGAUGGGGAGGGGCAGGCCAGGACUCGUGCGACUGGGCCUCGCUGUUGGUGUAUGAGUUCCAGUUUCACUCCUACCGUGGACGCCGACUCAAGCAAGCCGACAUUCGCUUCAGGUUCGAGCCGGUGCCGGGUCAGUCAAAUGAACUGGCUGUUACUGGCAUUCGGCCGGAUCGCGUGUUCAAGAUUGCACGCACCGAGCAAUCCGAGCAUUCCAUGACUGGCCUUGAGCUAAAGCUUGGGUCCCAGCCGCUGGCAGGAGCCGUGAACACUUCAUUCAGCGUCUCCAAAUGGGACGAGGUGGAGAAGGUUACAGUCCAUCACACCGUCGUCACUGGUGACCGACCUGCAGAUAUCUACGGCAGUCAGCAUGAGGCCCAUUUCUCGCUGUCUGAGAACAGAUCACAGAAGGACGGGAUCCCUACACGGCUGACAGCGUGUAUUCUUUUGAGGCGGGGAACGGAAGACGACUUUGCUUGUGUUCCCUACAUUCGUGUUACUCCGGACUUCAAGACCUGGGUUGGACAGUUGUUCUCGUCUCGGGACAAGGAUGAUUCUAUCUGGUUCCGUCCCUCUGAGCCGGCGUUCGAUCAGCUGGAAAAAGGGAUCGUAGUCGACGCGGGCAAUCUGGGGGCCACCAAUCUAGAUCAGCUGUGGGGUUGCGCCAUGUACACAGAAUGCAACAAUGUAGGGAAGUCUAUUCAAGCAUCCCUCUAUUCUAGUUACAACUAUGUCCUGUAUGGUGCUCCUUUCCGCACAGAUAACCCCUACGUGAGGGUGUAUAUCGUCUUCCCAUGGUGGUAUUGUUAUCGCUACCUUCCUCAACAUCACGCAGUACCUCUCCCAGCUCCCCAGCUAUGGACGAUUAUUAAGACGGGGCAUUUGAGGAAUGGGGAGACCUGGGAAUCAAUGGAGUCAGCGGUGAGUGAGUUUCGAGAUCAUGAUAAUAGGGAGGUGCCAACUCUGCUCCAUCACCUAUCCAAAGAUAAGCUUGCCCAUGGGUUCUACGAUCUCCCUGAAUCUACCCGCGUCUGCAUCCUGGAUUGUCUUCUUCAAGUCCACCUGCUAGAUGACGAUGCAAUUUCAGAGCACGCCCAAGCCAAUGAAAUUGGGGAAGAUGAGACCCCCUUUCCAAUUCUCAUUAGUGCCCUCAAGCACGUCAACCUCUCGUUUCUUUACACUAUCUUGACCAAUCUCAAGGAUCCCCUCCUGCAGCUCCUUCAAAUUCCCCAUGGGAGUAAACGCCGAAAUCCUCUACAUGAAGCAUUCCGAGUACUUUAUUUGAAGCAGAGGAGUGUGAAUAAAAUCAGCUCUGUCAGCAACAAGGAGGGAAUGAAAGCAGACCUGAGAGUGCUCACGCAGAUUGUUCAUGAUUGGGUUGAAUUGGCCCCACAAUCGGCCCUCGCGGCCAGAGAUAACGAUGGGAAUGCCCCUUUACAUUAUGCGAUGAACUAUAACCUAUGUUACUACUUAGAUGCGAAGGUAUACCGGCCGGUUGUUGUCGCUCUAAUUGACAAGAGCAUCUCCAGCCGGAUGCAGGUCGAGUGUCUAUUUAACAAGGAAGGCAAAUCUCCUUACCUGACUUACCUUGACAGUGAAUCCUGGUUUGCUGAGAAGCAACAUACUUCAUCGUCUUCGAAGCCUGCAGCAGUGAACGGGGUUUCCGGGUCGAAGCCAAAUCUUGUAAGGCUCGGAAUCGAGGGAAAGCGCGUGGAGGGGAAAGAAAAGCCGGGUGAAGAGGCAAGAAGAGAGACGCAGAAUGAACCGUCCCAGCCGCUUUGUAUGCCUUCACAUUCUGACCCACUGACAAUCUCUUGGACCGGCCUAGCCCCGCCAGACCGCUUCCAAGCGACCUCGCUGUCGCUUCCUCCAAGCUGGGUUCGCAACCCCAAAGUUCUACUAUUCACCCAGGAUAACCGCAAACCUGCGGCAUCGGAGUCUAUGCUACGGUCCCCAUCGAUGAGGUCGCGGGCAGGUGCACCUAAAGAACCGACACCCUAUCAAAUACAGCAAAGCAGAGUCGAAAGCUCGCGUAGAAAAGAGGCUGCCGAUGAAAUACGGCAGUACCUUAGGCUGUGCUACCUACGCAACAUGUCCGACGUGGAUGCCAAGAAUUUGCUUUAUGGCAAUGUCGCCUCAGACAAGAAUUUAUACUUUGAUGCCACGCACUUGAGAGGGCGAGGUCCAGCGCAGAUUGUCCAAUUGAUUCAGAAGCUAGCCCGCGCAGGAGGGUUCGAAGAUACACUCUCCUACGUGAAAAUCCCCCAACUGUCGGAGCCAUACUGGCUGCCAGAGCCUGCUAGCAAAGCCAAUACAACUAACGACAAGAGAGGGCCCAACGGUGUAGGUAGUCAGCGGAAGGCCACAGUGGGACGCAACGCCCUAGUUUCUGUCUUCGAUGAGCUGGCUGCUACAGGUGUUCAGAGAAUUCUACGACUCCAAGUUGAAGACCACGGCCACGAAUUGGCCCAUUCCGAUACAGCUAUUGAAAGGGCUAUUAGGGGAUGGAACUACCGUGGCGAGUCUGAUCCUUUCGGUACUCGAACCAGGGCCUUGAAAAUAGAAACCUGGUAG
This is a messenger RNA of Aspergillus niger, 2790 nucleotides long. RefSeq lists its product as hypothetical. The transcript is spliced from 5 exons. Bases 1 to 2790 code for a protein of 929 amino acids. NCBI's taxonomy places the organism in Eukaryota, Fungi, Ascomycota, Eurotiomycetes, Eurotiales, Aspergillaceae. The record is from RefSeq and is a predicted model, not a curated record.